Ostrinia nubilalis (European corn borer) is the source of this 984-nucleotide messenger RNA. It is a transcript of the gene Fis1, whose product is annotated as mitochondrial fission 1 protein. The transcript is spliced from 5 exons. Gene Ontology annotation, biological process: mitochondrial fission; mitochondrial fragmentation involved in apoptotic process; peroxisome fission. Gene Ontology annotation, cellular component: mitochondrial outer membrane; peroxisomal membrane. Gene Ontology annotation, molecular function: protein binding. The record is from RefSeq and is a predicted model, not a curated record. NCBI's taxonomy places the organism in Eukaryota, Metazoa, Arthropoda, Insecta, Lepidoptera, Crambidae. The coding region runs from base 141 to 593 and encodes 150 amino acids.
GCUAGUUAGCGUCAAACAAAUGUCACACCGACAAAAAAUUUGGAUUCGAUUUUUGUACCAUAGUUUUGGAAAAAUAAUGCACCAUUUAGUCCAAUACGAAUUAGUUUAGUAUUUUCAGUAAAUUGUUUGUAAACAUCACUAUGGAGGACGUUCUUGAUGAAGUUGUAUCUUCGGAAGAUUUGCAAAAGUUCGAGAAAGUGUUUCAUGAACAACUGCAUCAGGGUAAAGUGACGCAUAAGGCGCAGUUUGAGUACGCGUGGUGCCUGGUGCGCAGCAGAUACCCCACCGACAUCAGGAAGGGUAUUCUGUUACUGAAAGAGCUAUUCAACUCUCAUCCGGAUGGCAAACGAGACUACCUGUUCUACCUUGCCAUUGGCAACGCAAGAAUCAAGGAGUACAACAAGGCACUGCACUAUGUUAAGUCAUUCCUUGAAAUUGAACCAGCGAACCAACAAGUUUUGGCAUUAGAGCGGCAGAUCAACAAACGCAUGGAGAAGGAGGGUCUGAUCGGCAUGGCGGUGGCAGGCGGCGCCGUGUUGGCGCUCGGCGGUCUCGUUGGGCUCGGCAUCGCGCUCGCAUCUAGCAAAAAAUAGCAUUUGGCCUUCCUUGUGAACGCACUCAUAGGCGUUCAUUGCUUCCUCAAAAAGAAGAAAGACACCAAACCAGAGUAGGGGACGCCACUGUCGCAACAUCACACGUCACACAGCUUUCAGUGUGCAUUAGAAUAGACUUUUUAUUGUACAAAUAUCACUUAAGAUUAAAAAAAAAUACAUAAAAAAUGUUCUCUACGCAAACCAAAACGUGUUUCUGUCGAUAAGGGUAGUUUAGUAUUUCUAUGAAUAUUAUAGAUGUUAUUUAUGUGAUAAAUGUGAAAUGUAUUUAUUCCUUUAGCUUUAGGCACUACUCUAUAAUUUAAGAGCAUGAUCGAUUUAAUAUUUAAAAGAAAAUUGUCAAUAUUCCAUUAAAUAAAUUUGUUUUGUUUUA